This is a messenger RNA of Fusarium mangiferae, 1161 nucleotides long. RefSeq lists its product as uncharacterized. Lineage: Eukaryota; Fungi; Ascomycota; Sordariomycetes; Hypocreales; Nectriaceae. The transcript has 4 exons. Gene Ontology annotation, molecular function: DNA binding; zinc ion binding. The record is from RefSeq and is a predicted model, not a curated record. Gene Ontology annotation, biological process: DNA-templated transcription. The coding region runs from base 1 to 1161 and encodes 386 amino acids.
AUGGCCUUAGUCACUGAGGACUCUCAGACAGAAGGAGAACACAACAGCGCUUCAAUGCAACCAUCCGGGCAGUCGGCCACCACAAGGCCUUCGACUGUCUCUGAUCAACAUGCGAGUCCUAAUACCCAACCAAGCGUCGUUGGAGAAAGCUGGUACGCUUCCUAUGUCAUGCGAGGUUACACGCCCGGCCACAAUAGCGUUCACCGCCCAAUUGGCGAGUGUAACGAGACAGUUCAGAGUGUAACCCGUGAUAAGAGGAGAGAGAGUGUCUGCAGUCGGUCAUCCUUGCCUCGUGAAAAGACGACCCUGUCGGAUCUCCCAUCACCAGAGUUAGUGGAUCGUCUCAUCAAGGUCUACUUCGAAAAGUUUCACGCUUUUUGUCCAAUCCUUGGAAAGACGUACUUCCUUGCAUCUCUCGACGACGGGACAUCAUCUGGUACCCUACUCCGAAGUGUCCUUUUCGUGGCAUCUUUGCAUUGUGAUCCUGAGGUAAUGCACCUCAAGGGGUACAGCACUCAGUGGGAUGCCAGCAAUACUCUGUACAACAAAGCAAGCGCAGCCUUCGACGCAGAUCGGGAAUCAAGUCGAACACACAUGAUACUGUCGUCGUACCUACUUCACUAUUGGUUCGGAAGUCCCACGGCUUAUCGUGAUUGCCACUGGUGGCUUGCAGCUGCGAUACGAUCCGCGCAAUGCACAGGUUAUCAUAGGAGCACAAGGAAUAGUAAGAUGUCACCUGAGGAAAGGUCGCAUUGGAAGCGCAUCUGGUGGUGUCUUUAUGUCCGUGAUCGUCAGAUCGCCAUCUCUACCGGGACGCCGAUGGUAAUCAACGACCAAGAUCAUGAUGUCGAAGAACUUGUCGAGGAAGACUUUGCGGAGGAAGCUCCGGAGACUGUGCAGUAUGUCAUAUCCCAGGUCAAGCUGAGUAAAGCUAUGGCUCGACUAUACUUCUCCCACUGCUCGCCUUCCCGUCUAUCUCUCUGUAAAGAAGCUCAUGUUAUCCAUGAAGCCAUGAGAGAUAUUCAGUCGACGCUACAAGCCUGGUACGAGUCGUCUCCGGGCUUGAACUUCUCCAACGGUAACCAUCAUCUAAGUCUAACACUGAAAUUACUAUUUGAUAAACCUCAGCCAGAGGCUACAAAGACAGUGCUGCGCAUCUAA